CAUCUUCUUGUCUAGCGAGCGAUUCAGGCUUCAGCUUAUGUGAUUCGUUGCUCUGGGUUUUGAGAAAUUUCGAGUAUGCAAUUUUAACGAAACUAUUUGUUGUGCACUGUCAAAGAGAAAUUAAUUCUAAAUUCAAAAGCUUUUCAUUUGACUAUAUCUCCCUGUCAGUGGAUGUUGCUUGAAUUUAUGAAUAAUGACGACUUUUGUUAAGUUUAAUUUGUCUGCCUCAUCAAGGAAAGGAAAGAGAAACCAUAAUGAACCGGAGAAAACACUGUAAGGUUGUUCCUGUUAGUGAAAAGGCGCAAAUGAAGAGGAAGCCACAUCCUGCAGGUGAAUUUGAGCAUUGUCUCUUGUGGACGAAUCUUUCUUUGUUCAAGAGAGAUAUCGAUGAGCUCAUAGACGAGUUUGUGGAGGGUAGUUCGACAACGUUUGCUGAUAUGAAGAGGGUGUGGCUAUCAAGAAAGUUUUCUUAUAUAUAUGAAGCCUUUCCUAACACCAACUUAGCCUUUUUCAUUCAGUCACUAUAUGCUCAUACCAUUGGUCACAUGGUUAGUAUUGAUUCUUUUUCACGGAGACUUGGAGGUCUUUACUGUCUUUAUUGCCUUCAUGAGAUCCAGCCUUUUAAACCCAAGUUCCGGAUCUAUAUCUCACUUCAGGAGCUUGAGAAACUUAGGGAUCUUAUAGUUGAGGCAAAGGACAGAGGUGUAGAGAUGGCUAAUGCUGUGGCGAAACAAAUGCUUGACAGAAACAUGUUUAUAUUUGGAGCUGUAGACUUUGAUGAAGCGUCUACAACUGAGAAGCUUCACCAAUCAACAGAGCUACAGAAUGCACUUGUGCGGUGUGCUUAUAGAAAAUUAGCGUCUGAAACCGAGAUUGAGAAGUUUAUUCAUUUGGAUAUGGGUAAUGAAGUUGAUCUGAGUUCCCUGCGUAAAAUGUCUAUGGAAUAUGCAGAGGCCAAGAAGCGUACAGUGAAAAGAGAAAUAGUGGAGAUUGAGGGCAUAAAGCACAUAGCUGAAGAGAAAGAACUGAUGUCAGAGAGAGUGGAGAAACUGAAAGAGGAAUGGGAUUCGCAAAAAGUUUCAUUUUAUGAGAAAACCAAGCUUGAUGGUCUUCAUACGACACAGAAACUUCUGAAAGAUGUUGAAAACGGUGAAGAUGAUGGGUUUGAUGAGCUUGAUCGCCUACUUUGUGAGAGCUGACUUAGGGCAUCUCUAACCCAACUCCAUUUUUUACUCAAAAAUAGAGUAAAAGUGAAUAUGGAGUAACAUAUGCUCCAAUCCAACUUCAUAUCUCAUUCUAUUUUAAAGUUUACUCCAUAAAUGGAAUAAUCUAUUUUUUGUUUGUUCAUGAUUCUAUUAUAGAGUGAAAAAUGGAGUAGGGUUGGAGCAAUUUUAUUCCAUAUUCACUUUUACUCCAUUUUAGAGAAAAAAAUGGAGUUUUACAUUGGAGAUGCUCUUAGCCACUAGAACCACCUUUUAUGGAUGCCCGCUAUUGAAAAGCUCUCUAUAGACCUGGUAUCUACAGGUGAGUUUGCUUGAACCAGACUUUGUAUCAAGUGCUUAUUGAAAAGCUCUCUAUUGCCGCUU
Molecule: messenger RNA, 1586 nt
Organism: Raphanus sativus (radish)
Lineage: Eukaryota; Viridiplantae; Streptophyta; Magnoliopsida; Brassicales; Brassicaceae
Exons: 9
Coding region: 255-1199 (314 amino acids)
Biological process (GO): snRNA transcription by RNA polymerase II; snRNA transcription by RNA polymerase III
Cellular component (GO): snRNA-activating protein complex
Molecular function (GO): sequence-specific DNA binding
Source: RefSeq, a predicted model, not a curated record